Molecule: messenger RNA, 1100 nt
Organism: Colletotrichum godetiae
Lineage: Eukaryota; Fungi; Ascomycota; Sordariomycetes; Glomerellales; Glomerellaceae
Exons: 1
Coding region: 471-857 (128 amino acids)
Source: RefSeq, a predicted model, not a curated record
AAAUAAUAUAUUCAGUCAAAUCGAGUGGAACUAUAAAGUACGGUCUACUCAAAUGUUCCUCCUUACAUGGUGUCCAUCGCAAAGCAUGCGGCCUCCAAGGACCAGAGAAGAUGUUAAUCAUGAUCAACAUCGAAGCCAUCUGCAGGAACGCUCCCAUGAUGAGGAGUAUAGUUAUAGGAAUGCCAUGGGGAUGAAGUCGCAAAGAAACGCAGGAGACCUGGCAGUCAAGGCUUUGCUGUAGUUUCUAGAGCCCCAAACGAUGAGUCACUAGCGUAAGAUCAUUGGUCGCUCGGUAGGUGCUUCUUGGUGGAGGGUGCCGGUUCGAGAUCCUGGUUUCUAUGAAAUCUGGGCCACUUCAAGCCUAUAAAACAUGGGCUAUCCAUCCCGGAGAGAACAUGGAGACAGCUCUCGGGCUUUCAUUUUUGAAAUCCAGCUAGAAUAAUAGAUGUCAUGCGUGCUCUUUCCUGGAUAUGCAACAUGGCGCACAUAGCAUACGGCCCUCUCGCACCAUUCCGAAAAAGCCAAUGGCACUUUACACAACUCAUGGAGAUCAGAUGAACAGAUCACAGUCAACAGAUAGGGCGUCGAGGAGCUCGCCAAAGUUGAUUACCGAAGCGACGUCAGAACUCACCCCCAGAAAGCUCGAUGACACCCGCCUCCGCUCCCACAUCCCGAAGAGCAAGAUGCAACCUCCCAGCGCUCCCCAGCAAAUCAGGGACCAUCACUUCCCAAGCAUUACCCAUCCUCAGUCAGUGCUCAAAACAAUCCGCAACGGCAUUGGCCAAACAGACCCUGCCGUUUGCUCUUUCCCACGAGUCCCACGAGCUGAAGAGGGAAUGUCGUUAAGUACGCGGUAAGUGGUGGUGGAAACGGUCACCGACCCGUCCGGGUACUCGAAACUUCGGGAGCCCCCAGCUUCUUUCCCAGUACCAAGAGCUUUAGUCCGUUCUCCUAAGGUCCAAGCAGGAGUGUCGAGAAAAAAACAAUCAUAAAUGCUUCGAGACCCCCCUUCCUUUUGCACUUUCUGUUUCCAAAUAUCAUUGGCAACUCUGACCGUGUCCUUGGACCAAAAAAGUUCCAUCCCAUAUCGCUUAUCGGGU